AUGGAAAUUCUCAUUCUCUAUAAUUAUGAAAUUACUUCUGCAGCAAUUGCAGCAACACCAACCCCAGAACUCUUUGAAGCAGCAAUGGUGCAAGUGAGAGAAGCGUCAAAGUCCUUCACAUCUCUGCUGCUGACUCUAAUGCACAAUGCACAUUGGGACAUAACAGCUGCUGUUCGUUCCAUUGAAGCUGCUACUGCCUCAACUGACAAAUACCAUAAUACGUCGACAACCACAUCCAUUGUCUCAGCUCACCAUGCCAAGUAUGCCCUUGAAUCCUAUAUAUCCAGGAAAAUCUUUCAAGGGUUCGACCAUGAGACUUUCUACAUGGAUGGAAGCCUUUCCUCCCUCCUCAACCCUGAUCAGUUUCGACGGGAUUGCUUCACUCAGUACCGGGACAUGAAGUCCAUGGAUCCUACUGAGCUUCUUGGAAUCUUACCAUCUUGUCACUUUGGCAAAUUCUGUUCCAAGAAGUACCUUGCCAUUGUCCAUCCAAAGAUGGAGGAGUCCUUGUUUGGGAACUUGGAGCAGCACAGUCAAGUCCAAGCAGGGAACCACCCCAGGACUGAAUUCUACAAUGAAUUUUUAGGGGUGGCAAAGACAGUGUGGUUACUUCACUUAUUGGCAUUCUCAUUGAACCCUGCACCAAGUCAGUUUGAGGCGAGUCGUGGAGCAGAGUUCCAUUCCCAGUAUAUGGACAGUGUAGUGAAAUUUUCGGGUGGGCGAGUGCCAGCUGGUCAAGUUGUAGGGUUUCCAGUUAGCCCUGGAUUUAAGCUCGGGAAUGGGUCUGUUAUAAAAGCCAGGGUUUAUUUGAUAGCAAGAACGUAA
Molecule: messenger RNA, 825 nt
Organism: Sphenostylis stenocarpa
Lineage: Eukaryota; Viridiplantae; Streptophyta; Magnoliopsida; Fabales; Fabaceae
Source: the annotation of a GenBank genome assembly